This is a messenger RNA of Alosa alosa (allis shad), 878 nucleotides long. RefSeq names its product complement C3-like. The record is from RefSeq and is a predicted model, not a curated record. The coding region runs from base 472 to 789 and encodes 105 amino acids. Gene Ontology annotation, molecular function: protein binding. NCBI's taxonomy places the organism in Eukaryota, Metazoa, Chordata, Actinopteri, Clupeiformes, Clupeidae. The transcript is spliced from 3 exons.
UUCUAAACCUACCAUCAAUGUUCGACAGAACUCAUAAUUGGCCUGUCCUUCAUGCCCUGUAGCAACAAAACUAAAGGUCAACAGAACAUCGCUAGUGUCAUAAAAGUGGUGUGGCUCCUUUAAGACAUAAUCCAUUAGUCGAUAUUAAUCCAUACUUAUACUUAUACUAUUAGUGUGAGUUCUGGAGCUAUCCAACUUUAUCUAACCUACAUCAUCUCAUUUUAAUUUACCUAUAAUGAAAUAAUAUAUAGCAAUUUAUUUAGCAUGCAUUAAGUGUGUAGGAGUCCAGUCUGAAUGAAUGCUAUAGUCUACCCACUAUUUAAAUCAGAGCCUGUAUAGUCUAUAUCUGCGUCAGUCUUUUUACGUGCUCUUCUUGUAGGACUUUGCAGCAAAAAGAGGAAGACUUUUGCGGAAUUAUAGCAACGUGACAUAAGAGCAUGUCAAGUUCAUGUUGACAUAGCGACACCAGACAUGUAUCGCACCAGAGUGGACAACAUGCUCAAGAAGGGCACAGAUGGCCGCAUGAUCAAGGUGAGUGAGCGUCGUUUCGUUGCCCAUACAACCUGCAGGGAGCAAAUGGACCUGCAAGUGACCAAAAGCUACCUGAUUAUGGGAGCAAAGCAGGACGUUCACAGAGUUAAGGACGGCUAUCAGUUUGUGUUGGGAGAACAAACCUGGAUAGAAUACUGGCCCACAGACACAGAAGGCCAAGAAUCAAAGUUUGGUGAGAGAUAUCAAGGAAUCGAAGACCUCUCCUAUAAACUGGAAUAUGUUGGCUGUAGCCAUUGAAUUCAAAUAUCCACAAAUUGUUUUAAAGCCAUUGCUAUCAAUGUUUUUUGCUGCAGUAUCUUUUAUUUCACCUAUACAAUAGUGAGUGG